UUUAAACUUCUCUGGCAUUUUAAGAGAUUAAACUUUUCCAGUUGAAAACCUUUUCUGUCGACAUCUAUUUGAGUUAUUCCAUGUAGGUAUCACAAAAUGAUUAAUCACCGGUUGGAAGCGUAUCGUACAUACCAGCGUUUCCAACGGAUUGUACUCAUUAUCUGUGGCUGUUGGUACAUGCCAACAAAAUCUGGCAAAAUCCGCUACUAUUGGUCCGUUUGUGUGCUCUUGGGCUUGUUCAUGUACGUCACGCUAUGCUUGCAUAUAAGCUACAUCCACAGACAUAACUUGGUACUUAUGAUGAAAUACAUAGGCGUAGGAACAUCUGCAGUUGGAGCCAUUCUCAAGGUGGGAACCUUCCUGCUUAAUCGCCGAUCUCUGAUAAAGUAUCACCGGACGCUGAAUGAUCUUUUCGAGGAGGAACUUGCGCGGAACGAAAAAACACGGACGAUAAUGCUUUCGUUCCUGCCCACAAUGUGCAUCUUGGCGUACACAUACUCCGCCAUUCUGUUGACAUUAGUCUUGACGAGUGUUGUGUCUACAUAUUUAGUCAUAAUCCGUGGUCUCUGUCAUCUUCGUUUAACUACGAAUUACACUUUACCAAUCACUAGGGGAUACGGACAAUUAUGGCCCGUUUCCAACAAUUUUUUGUAUCAUUUUCAUCUGCUCUUCGAGACGAUUGUACCGUCGCUCAGUAGCACAACGGCGGCCAGCGUUGAAUGUGCCUUUGGCUUCUAUGUCUAUCAGUUUGCCUCGACGAUGCACGCCAUGACUUUCAGGCUCACAAAUCCUUUGCCCACCGAGAAGUUUUCAGACGUUCUAAAAACGUGCGUGGAGAAGCAUCAAAAACUAAUGCAAUGCCGUGACACUCUAGAGCACAAUUAUGGGCCUCUUGUAUUUUGGCACAUUGUCUCCAACGCCGUGCUUCUUUGCUCAUUGAUAUACGAGGCGAUGUCAUUCUCAAGCUUUAACGUUAAGAAGUUAACCGAGUUUAUGACAUUCGCUUUAAUAAAACUGUUACAAUCGUUUAUGUACUCAUGGUACGGUACUGUCCUGACAAAUGCGAGCGAGGAUUUUCGUAAAGGAAUAUAUUUU
Messenger RNA from Temnothorax curvispinosus, 1095 nucleotides. RefSeq lists its product as uncharacterized. Gene Ontology annotation, biological process: sensory perception of smell; detection of chemical stimulus involved in sensory perception of smell. NCBI's taxonomy places the organism in Eukaryota, Metazoa, Arthropoda, Insecta, Hymenoptera, Formicidae. The annotation marks the transcript as partial. Gene Ontology annotation, cellular component: plasma membrane. The record is from RefSeq and is a predicted model, not a curated record. Gene Ontology annotation, molecular function: olfactory receptor activity; odorant binding. The transcript is spliced from 4 exons.